Scatophagus argus is the source of this 1870-nucleotide messenger RNA. Its product is annotated as homeobox protein Nkx-2.3-like. The transcript is spliced from 2 exons. The record is from RefSeq and is a predicted model, not a curated record. Gene Ontology annotation, biological process: regulation of transcription by RNA polymerase II; cell differentiation. Lineage: Eukaryota; Metazoa; Chordata; Actinopteri; Scatophagidae. Bases 312 to 1394 code for a protein of 360 amino acids. Gene Ontology annotation, molecular function: RNA polymerase II cis-regulatory region sequence-specific DNA binding; DNA-binding transcription factor activity, RNA polymerase II-specific. Gene Ontology annotation, cellular component: nucleus.
UUCCCUCUCUCUUUCCCAAAUGCUUCCCUUCCAGCCCACACGGACUUUCCAUUUCACACAGCCCUCCCCCUGACAUCACAGGAGGCAGAGGCGCACCCUCGCCCCGGUCCAAACUCCACUUACAAAGCCCGACAUUAUAUCUGUCAGAGAGGAGACCUGCAUGGACAAAACCGGCACAAAUACUCAUGUUUUCGUGCGAUUUCCGGCGAUGAGGGAUUCCAGAGGCUUAGCGCACCUCCAAUUACCAAAGAAGGGGCUAUUAGGCUCAGUUAUUUGUUAGAAAGGGAACGAAUAAAGGAGAAGGGGUGUGCAUGUUACUCGGCGGGCUUCAUUUCCUCGGUGCUGCAGAGCAGGAGCUGGAUGACAUGAUGCUGCAGAGCCCGCUCACCUCCACGCCGUUUUCUGUCAAGGAUAUCCUCAAGCUGGAGCAGCAGCAGCAGCAGCAGCAGCAGCAGUCCGGGUCCCUGGAGCUCCGGCACCGGCCCCACACUCAGCAGCAGCUCACCGGCUCUCCUCCCCAGCAGCAGCAGCAGCAGCAGCAUUUCCAAACCCCGCCGUCCUGCAUGCUGGCCGGGGCCCGGGACAGUCCUUCCUUCUCGGACGGGGAGGACAACCUGGCCUACUUGAGCGCGCUGGCGGUGCGGGAGGAGGAGCGCGGGGAGACCAGCCUGUCCCCGGACAUGUACGUCCACCCCGGCCUGCAGGGAGCCAAGCUGGAAGCCGCCGAGCUGGACGAGCAGGAGAGCAAGAGCUGCGGUUUGGUGUCCCGGGAGGAGGCGGCGGACGGCGGCCACGGGGACUCGGAGCGGCCGGCGCAGAAGCAGCGGAGCCGGCGGAGGCCCAGGGUGCUCUUCUCCCAGGCGCAGGUCUUCGAGCUGGAGCGGCGCUUCAAGCAGCAGCGCUACUUGUCCGCCCCUGAGCGGGAGCACCUGGCGACCACCCUCAAGCUCACGUCGAACCAGGUGAAGAUCUGGUUCCAGAACCGCCGCUACAAGUGCAAACGGCAGCGGCAGGACAAGUCCCUGGAGGCGGCGGGGCAGCACCACCCUCCUCCGCCCCGGCGCGUCGCCGUGCCGGUGCUGGUCCGAGAUGGGAAGCCGUGUUUGGGCGGCGCGCAGGGCUACGCCGCCGCCGCCGCCGCCCCGUACGGAUCCAACCCGUACAGUUAUAACGGAUACCAGGCGUACACAUACAACAGCCCCGCUUACAACAGCAACUACAGCUGCACGUACACCAGCAUCCCCGCCCUGCCUCCGUCCAGCACCUCCAACGCCUUCGUGAACAUGAACUUGGGAAACAUGAGCGGCCUCGGCGGCUCCCCACAGGCCCAGACACACCAAGGGACAGCGGUCACGUCCUGCCAGGGCUCCCUGCAGGGGAUCCGGGCCUGGUAGUCUCACAAGAACAAGAACUAAUGCCCCCCACCUCCACCUCCACCUCCACCUUCACCCCCGUUUUUUAAUGGAGCUCUUUCAGUUUGGUCAAGCCACAACCUUUUAGAAGAGUGAGUGUGUGUGCGUGUGUGUGUGUGUGUGUGUGUGUUAGGUUGGUCACAAACGCCCCAGACAAACAGUGUUGCUUAUGUAAUGGACGUGUGAAUUCACCUGCCAGAUGAGAUGACAUUUCACUCGUAUUUCCGGGUCCUUCAGGUGUGCCACAGCCGAAAUCAGCGCGCGUGAAGGCACCUGAGGAGUCACAGCUUGAGACUUCAGUCUGACAUGCAGAAAUCGUUGGUGCUCUGAGGGGGAAACUCGCGCAGAAAGAAAGACGAUUUGGUUUUUUAAUGUUUGUUUUUAACAUGCUAUACUCUAGACUGAAUUGCUUUAAAUUGUUUUCCUUUUUCGAUCAACAGAGAAUUGUUUUAGUUAAU